This is a messenger RNA of Photinus pyralis (common eastern firefly), 1206 nucleotides long. RefSeq names its product DNA fragmentation factor subunit alpha-like. The record is from RefSeq and is a predicted model, not a curated record. The coding region runs from base 191 to 751 and encodes 186 amino acids. NCBI's taxonomy places the organism in Eukaryota, Metazoa, Arthropoda, Insecta, Coleoptera, Lampyridae. The transcript has a single exon. Gene Ontology annotation, biological process: apoptotic process; regulation of apoptotic process.
UUACUUUGUUGACAAUGGUGAUGUUCUGUGUUGACAUCUGAAGGUACGCCAAAGGCCUAACUGUCAUUUGUUUGCUUUGCGCGCGAGGCACUUUCGACCUCUUGUAAUUCCCUACUAAGAACUCAAUGUAAUGAUUAUUUUUGAUGUCAACAAAAUUCUACUGCCAUAAUUUUACCUCAGUUUUAUUCAAAUGGAAGAAAACGAACAAUCAGCUGGUAAGCCUUUCAAGAUCACUGAUUUAACACGCGAAAUACGUAAAGGUGUGGUCGCUACUUCCUUACAAGAUCUAACCUCUAAAGUAUCUGAAAAGCUUUUAAUUGAUGGCCCUAUUACUGUUGUAUUGGAAGUUGAUGGCACUGAGAUCGACGACGACGAAUAUUUCGCAACUUUAGAGCCGCACACAAACCUUAUGAUUCUUAAAGAGGAGCAAAAAUGGAUUCCUCCGAUACCUCCUUGUCGCCUAUCAGUUGACGCUGUCGAUGAUGGGAAAGCAAGUCCUGAGCUUGCUGGUUUAGUUGGAAAGAUAAAACAGAAUCUGUGUCAUGUUUCUCUUCUUGGCGGCACUGAACUAGAAAUGUUAAGCGACAUGGAUCCUGAUUCUUUGGUUGACAUUACAUUCCCCGAUAAGAUUUUCUUAGAACAAUUGAAGGAAGCAUCAGGGAGGUACCUAAGUGAAAAAAGACAAGCUCAAGAUGCCAUGGAACUUCUACGCUUAUAUCACGAACAAGAAACUGAAGGUGAGGCUCAGUAAAGCCUUUUUUUUUCGUAGUUGAUCUAAAUAAGACUGAUUUUGAUUUGUAGUUGUGCUCUUUAUAUAAUUAAUGCUCAAGCUUGCACUAAUAGUUUAUGUGGUAACACCAAUAAUGUAAUCUUCAGCUUCAUAAAAAUUCUUUUGAAACAGUCUUAUGUUACGGAAACCUAGCAGUUUUUUUACAUGCACUACAAUUUUUUCUCAAAUUUGACAGUAUAUAAUUAAUGUUGUCUUAGCUGUGAUAAGUUCCUGUCACUAUUCAUUACUCUUUUGAGUUGUUAGUGGAAUGUAUUUUACUUACAAUUUAUCAAAUUAUGUAGUCAAUAGCAAUUAGAACUAGUUUAGUGAUUUGUUGCUUUUUUAUAUAAUGUACCUUAGGCAGUAACCUGUUAUUGUGCCCUUUUACAAACCAUUGUAUACAAUUUUUAUUAUUUCAUAAUAAACAGUUGUUUCUA